Messenger RNA from Sardina pilchardus (European sardine), 2363 nucleotides. RefSeq names its product immunoglobulin gamma-1 heavy chain. The record is from RefSeq and is a predicted model, not a curated record. Gene Ontology annotation, cellular component: plasma membrane. Bases 1 to 1899 code for a protein of 632 amino acids. Lineage: Eukaryota; Metazoa; Chordata; Actinopteri; Clupeiformes; Clupeidae. The transcript has 11 exons.
AUGUAUUACUGUUUGGCUGUGCACAGCUCUGUCUCGUACUUUGGAAAUGGAUCCAAGGUAUUUGUCACAGGGACCGUCACCACCUCUCCAACGGUCAGAAUCCUGUUACCGUCGGACGAUGUUGACUCCAGCGGUGACCCCAGCGUCCCCCUGGUGUGUUUGGUGUCGGGGGCUGACCGACGCAGGGUCCGUGUGCACUGGGUGAUCAACGGGGAAUUAUGGGAUGGAUGGACAAAUUCUUUUUGGGUGUCGGAACACGGUUCUGUGACAGAGCUGACCCAGAACCAUAUCAUGAUUCCAGUUCCAAAGUUUUUCUACACAGAGGAUGUGUUAUGCUACUCUAUGGCUCUCAAGGCUUGUGGGAAUAAGCUCAAGUCUCCUUAUUCUGUGAUCUGUACGGCCAACCUAACCCUGUCUCCAAGCAGCGUGCAGGUCAGAAGUGGGGACUCCUUGACUCUAACUUGCAGCCUUCAGUUCGUUAAGACCUUUUGCUACACAAUCACCUGGUUCAGAGUUCACCCAAGGACUGGAGAGAUCGAUACAUCCACCAGCAUCUUGGGGGGCAAUGAUGAAGACUAUGCAAACCAGUGUAAAGGAACCAUCAUCAGCGCAACGCCAGGGGACUCUGGAAUGUACUACUGUUCUCUUGUGCACAGUGCACUCUCGUUUUUCAGCGAGGGAACCACAGUUACUGUGAUAGGUGCCAUAGCUGUUCGCCCAUCAGUGAAAAUCUUCUCACCUCUGGACAGCAACGGCCACAACUCCGAUGUCCAACUCCUGUGCUGGGUGACGCAGGUGGUCCCAUCCCAGGUCCGCGUCAGCUGGACAAUAGAUGGACAGAGGGCAGACGGGCGGACGGGAUCGGCCUGGACGAGCAGCGGCGAGUCGGUGGUGGAGUUCACCCGGAGCUGGGUCAGGGUGCGGGCGGAGCUGUGGGAGAGAGGCGCUGCGUGCGUGUGUGAGGUGGAGUACGCAGGGGAGAUCAUCAAGAGAGCCGCGCAGCACAGGGCCCAGCAUGAUCUGUCUGGUUCGUGCCACGCAGUGAUGUGGAUUUACAAGGGCCUAGGAAUCACCUCGUCUGCCAAACUCAUGGAGCCGUCGUUCAUCGUGACCCAGUCUCCGGACGUGGCGGUGGUGGCCCCCGGAGGUUCGGCGACCCUGCAGUGCGACAUAGCGGAACUCUACUCCUGGUGUUCGCACGUGGUGUGGUUGAAGCUGGACCGAAGGAGGCCCAUGAUGUUACAGGUGACCGACAGAGUCAAGAUGGCCAACGCCAACGCCAGCACGGACAGAUCGUGGGUCAACGUUUGCCUUGCGACCUUGUCAGAGGUCACAGUGGAUGAUGCGGGCAUGUAUUACUGCGUGUUGUCACAAGGUCGCUUCGCACACGUUGGCAAUGGAACACGACUCACGGUAACAGAGUCAAGCAGUACCUUCAAACCACCUCCCUCCAUUGAAAUCGUCCCACCCACCGCCUACACCUCCACCGUGCCUCUUCUGUGCCUGGUGUCGGGGGUCAGCCCGUCCCAGGCCCGCGUCUUCUGGGUGAUCAACGGACGCGUGGAGAGCGGGUGGACAGAUUCUGACCUGGAGGAUGCCGGUGCUGGUGCCGGUGCCGGUGACCCACUGAGAAGGCUCACCCGGAACCAGGUCCUGGUUCCAGUGGAGGAGUGGGAGAGGGGGAUUCGGUGCGCCUGCGUGGUGGAGGUUGCAGGGCAGAGCUUCAACAACACGUGGACAUGGAUAAACCUGGCACCAGAAAGCCAUUGCUCUCCUGUCUAUUACAUUUACACAGUCGUCUGGGUAACCUCUAGUCUCAUGCUUUUGCUUCUGGGUGGAACCACAGCAGUCUGCCUCUUCAAGAAUGCAGCCCAAGGCUUCCUUACACCACAGGAGUGAAUAUCCACCAGUCUUUCUGCACUUUUUCCACCAAGGACACAAUCAUAUGGUUAUUACAGGCUUUAUUUGAAAUAUGUUCAUGGCUCAUGCAGUGUUGCAAGCAAUGUGAUCUCAGUCCUGUCGAAAAAUCCCACUAUUCAGUCUUAAAAAUUGUUAUGUGAUGUGGGAAAUUUCCAGUGAUUAUGCAACUUUAAUUCAAUUAAACUGUUAAAUGUCUACCCAGGUUUUUGUUGUCCAACUGGCUACAAUGGAUGGUCAUUACAAGCAGUUUCUAUUAAACUUGAAAGGGCUCAUGGGAGGAUUGUGUUUAUAUCUUGUUUAUUUAUUGUUUAUAUUGUUAUUAUGUUUAUGUUUAUGCAGUUUAGCAGACACUUUUGUCCAGAGCGACUUAUAAAUAUAAACAAUAAAUAUAACAACACCAUAGUUAAAAUUAAUGGUAAACAGCCUGCUACAGUGAUAAUAAC